AUGUCCCACCUUGGGCGUCCUGACGGGAGAAAGAACAUGAAGUACACACUAGCUCCUGUGGCCGAUGAACUAAAGAAACUUCUCAAUAAGGAAGUAAAAUUCCUAGAGGACUGCGUUGGUGAUCAGGUGGAAUCUGCUGUUGCUGAUCCAGCUCCAGGCUCCGUCUUUUUGCUCGAAAACCUACGUUUCCAUGUUGAAGAAGAAGGCAAAUGUGUGAAUGAGAGUGGUGAGAAGAUAAAAGCUUCACCUGAAUCCAUCGAGAAAUUUCGCGCUUCGUUAACUAAACUCGGUGAUAUCUAUGUUAAUGACGCAUUUGGAACUGCGCAUAGGGCUCAUAGUUCGAUGGUUGGUGUAAAGUUGGAUACGCGCGCUUGUGGAUUUUUGAUGAAGAACGAGCUAGUUUACUUUGGGAAAGCACUGUGUGAUCCUGCCAGGCCAUUUUUGGCUAUUCUCGGUGGUGCAAAAGUCGCGGACAAAAUUCAACUUAUUAAGAAUAUGCUUGACAAGGUGAACGAAAUGAUUAUUGGUGGCGGUAUGGCCUUUACGUUCCUCAAGGUUGACCAGAACGUCGAGAUAGGAAAGUCACUUUUUGAUCAGGAGGGUGCCAAGAUCGUCAAGGAAUUGCUGGCUAAGGCCAAAGAAAAAAAUGUCAAGAUUCAUCUGCCUGUAGAUGUUGUAGUUGGCGAUAAAUUUGCGGAAGGCGCGUCUUCCAAAGUAGUCACGCUUGCUGAAGGAGUUCCGGCAGGUUUGUGGAAGGAACUAAACGGCUGGCUAUUCUGUCUUCGUAUUUUUUUGCUGCUACCAGUAGUCUAUACUACGUUUCAGCAGUUUUGUGCAAAGAAUCUGGUGUGUAAUGGUAGUAGUAUCAUAUAA
Messenger RNA from Angiostrongylus costaricensis, 873 nucleotides. Lineage: Eukaryota; Metazoa; Nematoda; Chromadorea; Rhabditida; Metastrongylidae. The record is from the annotation of a GenBank genome assembly.